Molecule: messenger RNA, 9668 nt
Organism: Salmo salar (Atlantic salmon)
Lineage: Eukaryota; Metazoa; Chordata; Actinopteri; Salmoniformes; Salmonidae
Gene: ralgapa2
Product: Ral GTPase activating protein catalytic subunit alpha 2
Biological process (GO): regulation of small GTPase mediated signal transduction; positive regulation of GTPase activity
Cellular component (GO): nucleus; cytoplasm
Molecular function (GO): GTPase activator activity
Source: RefSeq, a predicted model, not a curated record
CUGCGCUUCCGUGUUUACACACCCACGAAAAAGGAGGGGACUAGCGGCGCAAAGUAUGCUCACGGAGCAAGCAUAGAGCGGUGGUGAGGAAAGUGACGGUGUCACAGCAUAGGCUCACUAUAUGGUAAAGAAGAGGUAACUUAUUCUAGCUUUCAAAAUUGCUUUUUACAGCGGAAUGUUCACUCGAAGGGGCCAUGGAGACGUCAAGAAAUCUACACAGAAAGUUCUGGACCCAAAGAAGGAUGUAUUGACCCGACUGAAGCACCUCCGGUCACUGUUAGAUAUCAUUGAGAAGAGUGAAUUGAAGACCUUCUUCGAAAGCAACUGUUCGCAGAUUUAUUUUAUCUUCUAUGAAAAUUUCAUUACACUGGAAAGUAACUUAAAGCAAAAAGGGAACAAAUCUCAGAGGGAGGAGCUGGACUCUAUCCUCUUUAUUUUUGAAAAAAUUCUGCAGCUUCUACCAGAACGAAUCUACAGUCGAUGGCAGUUCCACAGUAUAGGUUCUAUUCUGAAAAAGCUUUUGCACACUGGAAAUUCGUUCAAGAUCAGAUGUGAGGGAAUUCGUCUGUUCCUGCUGUGGCUGCAGGCCCUGCAGAAUAACUGUGCAGAGGAGCAGUUCCUCAUCUUCGCCUGCCUGGUGCCAGGCUUCCCUGCCGUGCCCUCCACCAGAGGACCCUGCACCCUGGAUACCAUCAUCUACAACCCUUUCUCCAACCCGCCCGAUGCCAAGGUGGUGCCUGAGGAGAUUACCCCGCUGGUGCCAGCUGUGCCAGGGGAGAAGCUGGCAGACGACCAGACCUGCUACAUCCUCCAAACCCUGCUCAAGUUUAUGGUUGUCCAGGCGUCCAGUUCAGAGUGGAAGAACAAAGACAACCAGGACACCGGCUUCAGGUUUCUCUUCAGUCUGUUCAAGAAGUACUACCUUCCUCACCUCUUCCCCUCCUUCACCAAGCUCACCAACCUUUACAAGCCGCUUUUAGACCUCCCCCACCACAGACCAAAGCCUCUGUAUGUCCCGGUGACCCGUAACAACGAGAGCAUGUUCUGUACGAGAGACCAGUACCUGGCUCCCCGUGUGGCCUUUAUCACCUGGCUGGUCACCUUCUUCCUGGAGAAGAAGUACGUCAGCACCGCCACCCCCAGCACGAAGAACGGGACUAACGAGGUCAUCCCCAAACUCAUCCAGACUGUCACUGCAGGCAGUAGCAGUCAGGAGAAGGAUAAAGACCGUGGUGGGGAGGGGGAGCCCAACGGCCCCACAGAGCCAGAGAAGAGCCACUCUAACAGUAGCACGCUGUCUGACCGGCGCCCCAGCGACUCCAGCCUGUGCAGCAUCGACGAGGAGCACCGCAGCGUCUACGACAUGGUGCACGCCAUCCUGCUCUCCACACGGGACAACAUCAACUUCGUCAACGAGGUCUUUCAUCAGGCCUUCCUGUUGCCCUCCUGUGAGGCGUCAGCGACCCGGAAGGUGAUCAAGGUGUACAGGAAGUGGAUCCUGCAGGAGAAGCCAGGCUUCAUGACGGAGCCGGACAAGAGCAGACAGGCCGAGGUGGAGGAGAACCCAGAGCAGCUACUCAUCACUGAGACCGAUAGCACACACACACAGGUGUUGGAGAGUCAUGGUCACAAGCGCUCGUCCAGUUGGGGCAGAACAUACUCCUUCAGCAGUGCCAUCAGCCGGGGCUGUCUCACUGAGGAACAGAACAGAGACAUCAAGGCUGGCAUCCAGUCCACCCUGCAGGUGUUCCUGACCAACUCGGCCAACGUGUUUCUGCUGGAGCCGUGCCAGGACGUGGCCAAACUACUGGACAACCAGGUGGAGGUGUGCAAGGGGGUGCUGAGCAUCUACCGCCACGUGAUCAUGGAGCACGCCAUGAACACACAGACAUGGGAGCAGAUGCUACAGGUGCUGCUGAGGAUCACUGAGGCGGUGAUGAAGAGGCCUCAGGAGAACCAAAGAAAAGACAUCUUUGCUGAGAGCCUGGCUGCCAUCCUUUUCCGGACGAUCAUCGUGGCGUGGGUACGGGCCAACCUGUGUGUGUUCAUCUCUCGGAAGCUGUGGGACGAGCUGCUGUCUGUGCUGUCGUCUCUGACAGGCUGGGAGGAGCUGGUGACCGAGUGGGCCAGCAUCAUGGAUUCUCUGACCGCGGUCCUGGCCCGCUCCGUUUACGGCCUGGACAUGAGCAACCUGCCCCUGGACAAACUCAGCGAACAGAAGGAGAAGAAACAGAGGGGACGGGGGGUGAUCCAGGACUCCCAGAAGGCAGCAGCGGUGGCCAGGUCCUUCUCUUUGAGCUGGAGGAACCAGGGAGACCAGCAGGGGGUCCAUGAGCCCAUGAGGUUCCGCAGCGCUACCACCUCAGGGGCCCCCGGCGUGGAGAAGGCACGCAACAACGUCCGACAGAAAGCCACAGCUAAGCGAAGCCAGUCUAUCAGCAGCUGUGUCCAUCUUUACGAGGCUCUGCCCACUACUAAAAGCGUUCCUAUGCUGCUUCACACUGUGAGCUCUUUCUUGCCUGGUCUCUCCUCCUCUUCUGGUAUCUCUUGCUCUCACAGGCUUUCAGAUGUGGAGGAAGUCCAGCUGUCUGAGUGUGGGGGAGACGGGGAGCUGGAGGCUGGAGACAGCCCUCUACCACGCAGCAGCAGCACCUCCGACAUCACACAGCAACUGACUGACACCUUCCCAGGCCACAAGAGGGAGUACUCCCCCAACAACUCCUGUGGCUCCGAUGGCAGGGCGUCGGAAGCGAGGACAGACGGCGACCCGCCAGUGAUUCUGAUCCGGCGGAGCAGCAGUCCGGCCGAGCUGGACUACUCUGUAGAGGGACACAACAACUAUGCAAGACCCACGCUCCAGGAGAAAAGUGUGAGUGUGAGCAGCGAAACGUCCAACGGCUACCUGAACGACGCUGACGGCAGCCUGCUGGCCUGGCAGGCCUUUGAGGAGGAGGCAGACACCCAGUCAGCCCAGAUAGAUGUCACAGCAGACACAGGGAGCCAGAGGAACCUGCUGCUCAGCCACAAUGAGGCCCUGGCAGACAGCCGUGAGUGUCUGACUGAUGAUGUCAGCAUCAUCGCAGGCGGGAGCCUGACCGGCUGGCACGCUGACUCUGCCUUUGUGCUCUGGAGAAGGAUUCUGGGUAUCCUGGGGGACGUCAACAGCAUCCGCUGCCCCAGGAUCCACGCCAAGAUGUUCAGUUACCUCUACAACCUCUGGCACAAACUGGCUAAGAUCCGGGACAACCUGGGCAUCAGUGUGGAUAACCAGUCGUCUCCUCCCCGGCCUGUCUUCAUCCCUCCUCUCAGAAUGCUGGCCUCCUGGCUCUUCAAGGCCACCAUGCUGCCUGCAGAGUUCAAGGCGGGUAAGCUGCAGGCCUAUAAACUCAUCUGUGAGAUGAUGACCAGGAACCAGGAUGUGUUGCCCAACAGUGACUUCCUGGUCCAUCUCUACCACGUCAUGCACAAAGGCUUCACCAGCGUGGACCAGGACAUUCUGAACACGGUGAUCCGUUCCUUUUCCCCGCGCUUCUUCUUCCUGGGCCUGCCUGGCUUCACCAUGCUGGUGGGAGACGUCAUCACCGCUGCAGCACGUGUCCUCAGCAACGACUCCUCCGAGGCUCCGAGGAUAGAAGCACAGACCGUCCUUGGGUCGCUGGUCUGUUUUCCCAACCUUUAUCUGCAGAUUCCACUACUGCAGACCGUUCCCGGAACUGAUGACAUCGUCGUCGGGAACGAGGACAUCAAGGACUAUCUGGUCAACAUCUUACUGAAGACGGCACGGAAUGAACCCUAUGAAGCGGCCAGGUGUAUAGCUGUAUGUAGUCUGGGCCUGUGGGUAUGUGAGGAGCUGAUGCAGCAGAAUAUUCACCACCGGGUCGAGGAUGCCAUCAAUGUUCUGGGCGUAACACUAAAGUUUGGGAACAAAGCUGUGGCUCAGGUAGCCUGUGACCUGUUCCAGCUCCUCAUCUCUCACUGGGAACACCUCCAGAGGCUAGAGUGCUCUCUCCCAAAGAAAAUCAUUGAGAUCUUUGUGGCCACUAUAGCAUUUCUGUUGCCGAGCGCAGAGCACUCGACGGUGGAGGCUGACAAAAAGCUGAUGGUGUCUUUGCUGCUGUGCCUGCUGGACUGGUGCAUGGCCAUGCCCCUGAGUAUGUUGCUGGAGCCCAUCACCAUGCCCGUGCUGGAGGACCCCACAUCCCACAAGGCCCCUCUGCUCGACUACAUCUACAGGGUGUUACACUGCUGUGUCUCUGGCUCCAACCUGCACACCCAGCAGAGCCACUACCUCCUGAGUCUGUCUGACCUCUCCACUGACUACGACCCCUUCCUCAUGCUGGGCCAGGUCCAGAGCUCAGAGCCCCUUCUCUCGCACACCGCUGCAGACUUGGGCAGCCUGCUCACCGUGGCCGAGGAGAAGAAAAGGCGGAACGUGGAGCUGAUCCCUCUGACGGCACGGAUGAUCAUGACACACCUUGUGAACCACCUGGGCCACCAUCCCCUCAGCGGUGGUCCCGCCCUCCUACACAGCCUGGUCAAUGAGAACCACGACAACCCCUUUGUGGAGUCAUCAGAACUCUCCUCUGAGGUGUUCAAGAGCCCCAACCUGCAGCUGUUUGUGUUCAACGACAGCACCCUGGUGUCUUACCUCCAGGUGCCCUCGGAGCUCUCUGGUCCAGGGGAAGCCCACGACAACUCCUCCCAGGUACGCGUCAUCGUCAGGGACAUCUCUGGAAAGUACUCCUGGGACGGAGGGGUUCUCUACCGCACCCAGGAGGGAGUCAAUGGGAUGCAUCAGGCGAGUGAAAACUCCUCCAACCACUCCGCCACCAAGCCCACCUCGCCGGGGACCUCUGAGCGCUCCUACCCCCCAGGCUUGGACUCCCAGUCAGGCUGUGAGGAGGUGGAUGUCCUGGACCAACUCCUGGAGGACCUGGGCAACAGUAGCCCUGAGUGCCUACCCCAGCCCCGGCUGAGGCUCAACCAGCCAGCCCCCUCUCCCUGUGGGAUGAACCUGGAGCUGGAGGGGGCCAUCGUGGAGGCCAUCCUCAGGCAGACACAGCAGGAAGAAGAGCAGGUGAAGAGGUGGAAUGCAGACGUGAGCGUCAAGGCCGCCAGCCAGAGAGAACCCACUCCACAGGAGCCCAAAGCCCCUUUCUACUUCUGCAGACUGCUACUCAACGACCUGGGCAUGAACUCAUGGGACCACAGGAAAAGCUUUCAUCUCCUGAAGAAGAACUCUAAACUCUUGAGAGAAUUGAAGAAUUUGGAUUCCAGGCAGUGCAGAGAGACGCACAAGAUCGCUGUGUUCUACAUCGGAGAGGGUCAGGAAGAUAAGUGCUCCAUCCUGUCCAACAGCGCAGGCAGCCAGGCCUACGAAGACUUUGUGUCUGGCCUGGGAUGGGAGGUUGAUCUAGCCACCCACUGUGGCUUCAUGGGAGGGCUUCAGAGGAACGGCAGCACAGGACACACUGCUCCGUACUACGCUACCUCCACGGUGGAAGUCAUCUUGCAUGUGUCCACACGCAUGCCGUCCAACUCGGACGACUGCCUCACCAAAAAGCUGCGUCACCUGGGCAACGACGAGGUUCACAUAGUGUGGUCGGAGCACAGCAGGGACUACCGACGUGGCAUCAUCCCCACUGACUUUGGCGACGUGCUGAUCAUCGUGUACCCCAUGAAGAACCGCACGUUCUUCAUCCAGAUCAUGAAGAAACCACAGGUCCCCUUCUUUGGGCCUCUUUUCAACGGCGCCAUCGUCACAGGAACGCUGCUGCCCAGCCUUGUGCGUGCCACCUGCAUCAACGCCAGCAGAGCUGUCAAGUCCCGCCUGACGCUUUACCAGAGCUUCUAUGAGGAGCGGGCGCUGUACCUGGAGGCCAUCGUGCAGAACCACCGGGAGGUCAUGACCUUUGAGGACUUUGCCUCGCAGGUCUUCUCCCCUUCACCCAGCUACUACCCAAUGAGUGGGACAGAUUAAAACAUGUUAAAGGUGUCAUUACAGUAAUUGAAGAAGGCUCUCUCAGCGGCAGCACGAGUGCUGAGCUCAGUGUUUCUUUAGGAACGGACCAGGCGGACCAGGUCUCCCCCACGAUUCCCCGUGCCACAAAGAACAGAGUUUCCGGAAAACUCCGCCGAUCAGCCAGCGCCAUAAGCAAAUCUUCCAACUGAGCUCUCUCUCGCCCGACCCACCUCCCAAAUCUCCCCUGCUUCGUCUUUACUACAGGUCCUGCUGUGAAACCCAUACCUAGCCCCUCAUGACUGAAGUUUUGAGUGUGUGCAUUGUUUGUUUUAUAUCUCGUUUAAACAUAUAACUGGAGCAUAUUGCAAUUUUUUAUUUAUGUGGCAGUUAUUGAUACUUUGAUACAUUUCCAAUUGUUUUACUGUUAAACUGCAUAUUUGACCUGAAGAAGAAAUGUAAGCUAUUGAAGUUUGUUCCGAUGUUGCUGCGUUUUCUGAAAGAAUCUGAUUAAUAUCACUUGUCAGUACAGCAAUUAAAUAUAGACAGGGAAUUGACUGAACAAUCAUGUCUGGUGGCUUAAAGUCCACAUAUCGUCAACAUUUCAGAAUUCCCUUUCUAUGUCAAAACAAGGAUCUCUAUGGUUGUGACAUAGAAAAGGAAUAUGAUCACCCAUAUGCAUUUUGGUAAGGGUCUUUCCACAAAAUGAGUUCCUUUUGUACCCCCUUCAUAUUUUAAGUAGAAAUUGUGCACCAAUAUUGAAUUUUAAAAGCCUCUUAUAUUAAAUGAAGUGCUCUUUAAAAGACUCCACAUGGAGAAUUCAAUAAAUCUGUUUUUCUUUCAUGAAUAAAGACUUGCUAAAGUGCCAAAAUGCAGCGUUUUGACAUUUCCCUCUGUGACCUUUCGGAAGAUGUUAACCCACUUAACCCCAAAGUUUUCACCAUCAUUGUAAAGCCCUAGUUAUUUUCUUCGUUUUAACAAAGUCAUUUCUGGAGAUGAUCUAUUUCAUGCGAUUCAUUUUAAGUAAGAACAAAAGACAUGCCACUCGUUUUAAGGUCAACCCUGCUAUGUGAACUGUGAUCUGAACUUUUAGUAUAGUCUACGAGUAAUCAUUUUUUCAAAAGAAACAUUGAACAUGUCAUAGUAAAAUCAUAGUGUAAAAGCAGGUUCUUGAUGACCUGGUUCUCUUUUUGCCCGUUUUGUGGUGGAGAACUGAGCAGGUCGACAUAACACAUUAACCCUGUUACUCAUAGAUAGACAGGCUAGAAAUGUUUUUUUAAAUUUUAUUUCUAAAAUGGUGAAGCUGCAUUCAAUUUCCCCUCCCUGUCCCUAAACACAAGCUUCCAAUCCCCCUGUCGCAAGGGGAAUUAUGGCUGAUUUUAAGAAUUUUAUUUCAUUUUUUUAUUUAACCUUUAUUUAACUGGGCAAGUCAGUUAAGAGCUCAUUCUUAUUUACAAUGACGGCCUAGGAACAGUGGGUUAACUGCCUUGUUCAGGGUGAAAUCGUCAACCCUGUUACUUUUUUUUGGCACUUAAUAGGCGCUUAAUCUUUUUAUUUAACCUCUUGAGAUGGGAAAACUUGUUCUUUAUGAACACAUGUUGAAUGUUCAAAUUAUAUGAAAUAAAACGUAGUUUUCUUCACCAAGUUACACUACCCAAAAGGGACUCAUUUCAUGGUUUUCCCAUUGACUGGCACCCCCCCCCCUGCAAUUCUGCUGUGUAAAUCACUGAUGAUACUCUUACUGUUGACAGGAUAGGAUCAUAUUUAAGUGUGUUGUUUUGUCCUUGGCCUUGAGCCAUGGAAGUCUGUUUGGACCAUACUCAUCCUCAUGUUGUGGAGAGGUGGAAGGGCUGUGACAUAGGAGGUGCUGCUCUAGCAUAAUGCUGCACCACACCACACACUUCCUGGUUACGGAGUGCUGUGAGCCAAUGCAGUAGGAGUCUGUUUUUAAUAGUUAUGAACCUGGAGUGGACAAUCAAUGAUGUCUUUCCAACCCAGAGGUGAAUCGAAAACUUUUUUUUGUUUUUUUAUCGCUAUAAGGAUCUUUUUAAAUGGAUUCAGUCUUCCUUUGAUUUAUGCAACUCUGCUGGAAAUGAGAAAAGACUGCAUUUCUAAUUGUUUAGUGAUGUUACACUGUGUAGGAUUGUUUAACCUGGGUUCAUAACCUGUAAUCCAGUAACUUCCAUCUGUCUCUUCCUCUGCCAUUGUUCUCUCCUGUUGUAAAGCUAAGAAUGACAUUCCAAUGUUCCUACAGAUGGUCUUUUGCACUCACUGUCAUUGAUAACCUAGCAAUGAAUGUGUAUUCUCUCUUUAUUCUUGGAUGUAAAUUGCUUUAUUUGAUGUUUGUAGUGUUGUAUAAUGUAUACAUGUGUUGUUUUAGAGGAAAACGCCACCGGAGCCUCAGGUGAAUCUUAACUCCAUGCACUGGUGUGUGUAUGCUCGUCCGUGUGUGUGUGUGUAUGGCUGUGUGUAUUUGUGAAGGAGCUUCUCGCAGUGCCUGUGUAAUGUCUGUCCACCAAGAUCCAUUCCAAGACCCCUACCACUGUAAACCACUGUUAGACAUCAUUUGAUUUAUUUUGUUUCUGUUCAUUGCAAGAGCAAAGAGGAGGACAGCUAGCCUUGCCUUCCUGUCUCAUGUCUUUGUUCUAGAGGGAGAGACUGUUUUUUCCCCCUGUGUGACUGUAAAGGUCAAUGUCUUGUCCUCCUCGUCCUCUCACACGUUUUAUAUGAGCAGAUUGACUGGGUUUGGCCCACUUUGUUUCGUCUUUAUUUGAGGAGGUGCUCUGUUCUCCUUUCUCUCUGAAUUGGAAUCAAAUGGCACCAACUCCUCCUAUUUCCCAUGAUGCACCCCGAGUAACCUCGUGAGGCCACAGUGGAGGGGUGGGGGGGCUGGGGAGUUAGAAGGCAUACCAGCGAUGUGCUCUGGCGACCCUCGUAGCAACAGGCAGGCUGGCGCUAUCCUACCCACGCCUCCUCCUCCACCACAACCUGCGCUUUUGGGUUGCCAUGGAAGCCAGGUGUUACGCACACAUUACGAAGGGUUCCACCAGAGCUGCAACGCUGUCCCUGUCUGUUGCACUACUUUGCCUUACCUGUACAUGCUCUCUUUCUUUCAUUUUGUUCUGUUUUUUUGUGUCCCUUUCUUUCCCAAGCACUGAUUAAUAACAUAGGAGGCAUGAACGGAGAGUUCGUUCAGAAAUAAUGAAGUCCAUUUUGUGAAUUUGAAGAAUGUAUGUAAAUACUGACCUGAGUCAGAUCAAUGCUUUCACCUUCCCAAUAGCCACUGUAAAGAACUACCCAGCUCUUUUUACCGAUCUUCUUAUGGAGUCUAGAUUGUAGAUUUGAUGUUGUGGAUGGGAUCCCUGUUAUAUAUGGGAGUAAAUGGGCGUAAGGUUUGAUUUGACCAGGGAAAGGAUUGUGUCUUACUCAAGACUGGUUCAACUCAUGUGAAGCAACAGAGUUAGUGUUAAUUCUAGGUUUUGGUUGAGGAAUCCUGUACAUUGUGUGAAAUCGAGGGUUUCAGUCCUUUACCAUAAAUAUAUUAAUGCCUGUAAUAUAGUAUUUGUAUAAGAGGAAGAGGGGGAAAAGGCUUGAAGAUUUCAUCAUUACUUGUUAACAUAUCAAACUGUUUUUAAUGACUGAAGUCAUGCUAUCUUUAUUAGAAAUGUGAAAAUCAAAAAACAUUUCAUUAAAUCAAUUUGAAAUUCUA